Camelina sativa (false flax) is the source of this 3603-nucleotide messenger RNA. RefSeq names its product protein SMAX1-LIKE 6. The record is from RefSeq and is a predicted model, not a curated record. Gene Ontology annotation, molecular function: ATP hydrolysis activity; ATP binding. NCBI's taxonomy places the organism in Eukaryota, Viridiplantae, Streptophyta, Magnoliopsida, Brassicales, Brassicaceae.
AACCAAACCAAAAAAACAAAAAAAACCAAAUCAUAUUUUUAUUUUAUUUUAUUUUGUCAGAAAUCAUAUUUUUAUUUUAUAUAUAUCUAUAUAACUUUUUAGCUAAAGAGACUAAUGACAAAGUUUUUGAUUAAACUUUUUCCGAUAAAAAUCAUUUCCAGAAUUUUCACGCCUCUCUUUUUAUAAAAAAAUAUUUCUGAAUUUUUGUUUAUUUUUUUUUUUUGUCUUUUUAAUUUAAGUUUCUGAUAUUUUUGUUGGUGGGAAGAGUUUAACUCAGUUGAGUUGAGUUGGGUUGGUUUGAUUGGAAGAAAGGGCUCCUUCCUUGGUUUGGUGAAUUUUUUGUUUUCUACACUUUUGAUUUUGACUUUUUUAUUCCGGCCGAUGCCGACGCCGGUUAUUACGGCGAGAGAAUGCUUGACGGAAGAAGCUGCUCGUGCUUUAGACGAUGCCGUUGCCGUGGCUCGUCGUAGGAGCCACGCUCAGACGACGUCGCUUCACGCUGUUUCCGCUCUUUUAGCUAUGCCUUCGUCUAUUCUCCGGGAAGUCUGCGUCUCACGCGCCGCUCGAAACACUCCUUACUCUUCUAGUCUCCAGUUCCGAGCUCUGGAGCUCUGCGUCGGCGUUUCUCUCGAUAGGCUCCCCUCGUCGAAGUCUCCGGCGACGGAAGAAGAUCCUCCGGUUUCCAAUUCGCUCAUGGCGGCGAUCAAACGCUCUCAGGCGAAUCAGAGACGGCACCCGGAGUCUUAUCACCUCCAGCAGAUCCACGCCAGUAACGGCGGCGGAGGAUGUCAGACGACGGUUUUGAAAGUCGAGUUGAAGUAUUUCAUACUGUCGAUCCUCGACGAUCCGAUUGUGAACCGGGUAUUCGGUGAAGCCGGGUUUCGGAGCUCCGAUAUCAAGCUUGAUGUGCUUCACCCUCCGGUAACGCAGUUCUCUUCUCGCUUCUCACGAGGUCGCUGUCCUCCUCUCUUCCUCUGUAAUCUUCCCAACUCGGAUCCGAACCGUCAGCUCCCGUUUACUGGGAGCGGUGGUGUCGAUGAGAAUUCUCGGAGGAUCGGAGAAGUAUUAGGCCGGAAAGAUAAGAAGAACCCUCUCCUUGUUGGUAAUUGUGCUAACGAAGCUCUCAAAACGUUCGUCGAUUCGAUCAAUAAUGGGAAGUUAGGGUUUCUUCCAAUGGAGAUUAGUGGGUUAAGCGUGAUUAGUGUAGAGAAGGAGAUUAGUGAAAUAUUAGCCGAUGGAUCAAGAACUGACGAGGAGAUUCGUGGGAAAAUUGAUGAUUUAGGAAGAAUCGUAGAGCAAAAUAGUGGCUCGAAAUCGGGGAUGGUGCUUAAUCUGGGAGAGUUUAACGUCUUCACUAGUGAAGCUAAUGCUCUUGAGAAUUUGGUGUUGAAGCUCUCGGGUUUGCUGAAAGAUCAAAGUGAAAAACUUUGGUUCCUCGGAUAUGUGUCGAGCAACGAGACUUACACGAAGCUUAUUGAUCGGUUUCCUAAUAUUGAGAAGGAUUGGGACCUUCAUGUUCUUCCAAUCACAGCCUCUAAACCCUCGAGUCAAGGGGUUUAUCCCAAAUCAAGCUUGAUGGGAUCUUUUGUUCCGUUUGGAGGGUUCUUCUCAUCAACAUCAGACUUCAGAGUACCGUUGAGUAGCACAGUUAAUCAGACGAUCUCUAGAUGUCACCUCUGCAACGAGAAGUAUUUGCAAGAAGUAGCCGCUGUUAUCAAGGCUGGUUCAAGUCUCUCUCUGGCUGACCAAUGUUCCGAGAAGUUGCCCUCAUGGCUACGGGCAGCAGAGACCGAGUUAGACAAGGGAACAACGGGCAGCACUAAGGCUUUAGAUGACGCUAAUACAUCAGCCUCGCAAACCGCAGCUCUGCAGAAGAAGUGGGACAAUAUAUGCCAAAGUAUCCAUCAAACUACGGCCUUUCCUAAACUCGGUUUUCAGUCUGUGAGUCCACAGUUCCCAGUUCAGACCGAGAAGAGCGUGCGAAACCCAACGGAGCCAAAUGGUCCCAGUAUGCCCAGCAGAACCCCUUCAAGCUUUUUGGAGACGCCUAAACUGCUGAAUCCUCCAAUCUCAAAGCCAAAACAUAUGGACGAUCCAACGACAUUGGUGAUUAACCGCACAGUGAGUUCGCCUUUGAGCUGUGUUACUACAGAUUUAGGGUUGGGAGUAAUCUAUGCAUCAAAAAGCCAGGAAUCAAAAGCAGCGAGGGAGAAACCGCUACUGAUGACUCUAAGCUCUUCUUUAAAGCAUACAUAUCAGAAAGAUUUUAAGUCUCUCAGAGAAUCACUCUCUCGUAAAGUUGCAUGGCAGAACGAAGCUGUGAAUGCCAUAAGCCAAAUCAUCUGUGGAUGCAAAACUGACUCCACGAGAAGUAACCAAGCAAACGGAAUUUGGCUGGCUCUUCUUGGACCCGAUAAAGUCGGGAAAAAGAAAGUAGCAAUGGCUCUUUCUGAAGUCCUCUUUGGUGGUCAGGUCAAUAGCAUCUGUGUAGAAUUUGGGGCAGAGCAUUGUUCUCCUGAUGACAAAUUCAGAGGUAAAACAGUGGUAGAUUACAUAACCAGUGAGUUAUCAAGGAAACCACACUCUGUUAUUUUACUAGAAAACGUGGAAAAAGCUGAGUUCCCGGAUCAGAUGAGGUUGUCUGAAGCUGUGAGUACUGGGAAACUCCGUGAUUCGCAUGGAAGAGUGAUCAGUAUGGAAAAUGUGAUUGUUGUUGUGACGUCUGGGAUUGCCAAGGAUAAUGAUGCUGAUCAUGUUAUUAAACCUGUGAAAAUUUCUGAGGAACAAGUUCUCAGCGCAAGAAGCUGGAAACUGCAGAUUAAGCUAGCAGAAGCUACUAAAAUUGGGGUAAAUAAGAGAAAACAUGAGCUAGAAACAGAGCAACGUGCAGCGAAAGUGCAACGUUCAUAUCUGGAUCUGAAUCUUCCAGUGGAUGAGACAGAAGUUGACCUCGAUCAUGAGACAGAGGACAGGAACGCUUGGUUCGAUAGCUUCAUUGAACAAGUGGACGGAAAAGUGACGUUCAAACCGGUUGACUUUGAUCCCUUAGCCAAGAACAUUCAAGAGAAGAUCAGUUCUCAUUUUGAGCGGUGGUUUGGAUCCGAAACACAUUUAGAGCUAGAUAAAGAAGUGAUCAUUCAGAUUCUGGCGGCUUCUUGGUCAUCAGUAUCAUCGGGUGAAGAAGAGAACACAGUUGAUCAGUGGAUGCUAACCGUUCUUUCUCCGAGCUUUGCUGAAGCAAGACAGAAGUACGGUUCGAAUCCAAUGUUGGCCGUGAAGCUGGUUGCUACUUCUUCUAGCGGUUUAGAUUCCGGAGUAGAGUUGCCGGCCAAGGUGGAUGUGAUGUGAUUACACACAUAUAUAUAAAUGAGGUAAUAAAUAGUUAUAAUCCCCAAGAUUGUUUUUGUCAUGGAAAUUUAUUUUUGGCUUGUGUAAAUUACAAUGUAUAAUGGCUAAGAGCUAUCACGUACAUAGGUUUGUGUAGGAGUACCAAUUUGCCACAGCUCUUUUUGGCAUUUUGAGUUUAGGAUAUAUUUCUCCCAAAUUUUUUUGUCCUAUUCCCAACUUCCAAAUUCAGAUGUAUUAAACCAUCUUCUCCUGUAA